UCCAAUUCCAAUAUUCUUUCAAUGUAAUCCGUAUGUAAUAGUAACCCCUAACGCACGUCAACACAUCCAAACGCGCCAUUCGAAACCACUCCACCACCAGCUGGUAAUCUGAUAACAAUGAGUGAUAUGAAAGAGAAAAUGAAAGGAUUCAUGAAAAAGUUGAAUAAUUCUUCAUCUAGUAGUAAAUUUAAAGGCCAAGGUAGGGUUUUGGGAUCAUCUUCAAAUCAAGCUAAUUCUAACCCGACCCGACCCGGAACCCAUCUGCCCCAACCGAAACCUACUCAACCCAUCCAACCCAACAAACCCAUUUCAUCAAGUUCCAAUCUUGCAACUCAAAAACCAACAGAUGAGCCUGAUUCUAAUCGAUCCGGAACCCGGAUACCUGACCCGAAAGGCUCUACCUCGUCAAGUUCUGAUCUUUUGGCUGAAAAAAGUGUUAAGUCAACAAACGGGUUUGACCCAUUUGAUGCCUUGAUCACAACUGGUAAAAGAAACAAAAAUGGGUACGAUUUGAAAGUGUUUGAGUGUCCGGUUUGUAGUCGAGUGUUUGGGUCGGAAGAAGAGGUUUCGGAUCACGUGGAGAGUUGUUUGUCGAGUAAGGAGUCGGAAAGUGAUGAAAAUGUUGGAAUAUUGGAGGAAAAAGAAAGUGAGUUGGAAAGUUUUGUUGGGACAUAUGUUUCUGCGAAACCGUCAGAUGGUUCGGUUGAAAUUAUGCUUAAGUUGUUAAAGAAUAUUGUUAAGGAGCCUGAGAAUGUUAAAUUUAGGAAAAUUCGGUUGGGGAAUCCGAAGAUUAAAGAGGCGAUUACUGAUGUUGCAGGAGGUUUGGAUUUGUUGGAAUGUGUUGGGUUUGAGUUGAAAGAGGAAGGUGAGGAGAUGUGGGCGGUAAUGGAAGCUGCCAGCGGCGAAAAGAUUAAGAUGAUUAAACAGGCGGUUUACUUGUUGGAGCCGACAAAAAUUGAGGAUGUGAAGCCUGCAACCACUCAGGCUAAGGUGACGGAGCCGGUGGAGGUGAAGAAAGUUGAGAGACAGAUUCGGGUGUUUUUUUCUGUGUCGGAAAAUGUAGCUGCCAAAAUAGAACUUCCAGAAUCUUUCUAUAAUCUCUCCAUUGAAGAAGUGAAAAGGGAAGCCGAAAUGAGGAGAAAAAAGCUAGCAGAAUCUCAACUAUUGGUGCCGAAGUCAUUCAAAGAAAAACAAGCAAAGGCUGCAAGAAAAAGACAUGAAAAAACCGUCAUCAGAAUACAGUUUCCUGAUGGUGUCUUGCUCCAGGCAUUUUUUAAUCCUAGGGAGCCAACAACUGCACUCUAUGAGUUUGUGAGGUCAUCAUUAAAAGAUCCCAGCUUGGAAUUUGAGCUAUUACAUCCCGUUUUGAUUAAACGCCGUGUGAUCCCAAACUUUGGAGAAAAGGCGAUAACUCUCGAAGAUGAGGACUUGGUUCCCGCGGCUCUAAUCAAGUUCAGACCUAAAGAAACUGAUUCAGUCGUUUUUACAGGUCUUUGUAAUGAGCUUCUAGAAAUUAUGGAACCUUUUGUUUCUGAAUCAGCCGUUGCCCUACAGUAACAGAUUGACCAUGGAAUCGGGCAUUCGAUACUAAUUUUUUGUGUUCAACAUAUAAUUGUUUGUUAAUUCGUGAUUGAAAUAUAAAAAACUGUUUGUAGAU
Molecule: messenger RNA, 1657 nt
Organism: Erigeron canadensis
Lineage: Eukaryota; Viridiplantae; Streptophyta; Magnoliopsida; Asterales; Asteraceae
Product: plant UBX domain-containing protein 2
Exons: 4
Coding region: 118-1557 (479 amino acids)
Biological process (GO): defense response to fungus
Molecular function (GO): protein binding
Source: RefSeq, a predicted model, not a curated record